UCAAUUAUUACGAUCAAGAGUAGUGGAGAAGAAGUCCAUCCGAUUCAACAAGGAAGGCCCUUUUAUUAGCGUAGACUCUCCGACAGAGAGGAGAGAAAAAAAACAUUAGCAAAAUUCAAUUCGAUGGCCAACAGCAAUUUACCCCGGAGAAUCAUCAAGGAGACUCAGCGUCUUCUCAGCGAACCAGCACCUGGGAUAAGUGCAUCUCCAUCGGAAGACAAUAUGCGGUAUUUCAAUGUAAUGAUUCUUGGUCCAACACAGUCUCCCUAUGAAGGAGGUGUUUUCAAGCUGGAAUUAUUUUUGCCAGAAGAGUACCCGAUGGCUGCUCCCAAGGUCCGGUUCCUCACCAAAAUAUACCACCCUAACAUUGAUAAGCUUGGAAGGAUAUGCCUUGAUAUUCUUAAAGACAAGUGGAGUCCUGCUCUUCAGAUUCGAACAGUUCUUUUGAGCAUUCAAGCACUUUUGAGCGCUCCAAAUCCAGACGAUCCACUCUCUGAAAACAUUGCUAAGCACUGGAAAACAAAUGAGGCCGAAGCUGUAGAAACAGCAAAAGAAUGGACACGUUUAUAUGCAAGCGGUGCAUGAAGUACAUGGAACUCGUGGCUUUGAUAUAACAAAAACAUGUAUUUGAUUGAUGGAAAUAUCUAAAACUUUGAUGGAAUUGAUGAUGCUCAAACUAAUGGGAAUUCAAAUUAAUGCUCUCAAAGGCUAUAAAUUUAUUUCCUGCUUUCGAACUAUGUAAUUGAAAUUCUAUAAUGAGCCCGGAUACUCUUGUGUUUUUUGUUCUUC
Molecule: messenger RNA, 789 nt
Organism: Olea europaea var. sylvestris
Lineage: Eukaryota; Viridiplantae; Streptophyta; Magnoliopsida; Lamiales; Oleaceae
Product: ubiquitin-conjugating enzyme E2 36
Exons: 8
Coding region: 124-585 (153 amino acids)
Biological process (GO): protein K63-linked ubiquitination; DNA damage tolerance
Cellular component (GO): nucleus
Molecular function (GO): ubiquitin conjugating enzyme activity
Source: RefSeq, a predicted model, not a curated record